UACUUAUUUAAACCCCCUAUUUUCAGUUAACUUAGCAUGUUAGUUGUUGUCUCCAGAACAGCUUGGAUUAACCAGAAUUGACUGUUCAAAAGAGUCGGUUCAAAAGAAAGAACAAAAAGAACAAGCUUGCGAAUCGGACAAACAUCGCUUACUUCCGUUUAGAUUCUAGACGUUGUUGACAAUGUAACUAGGCGGUUUUGUUCUCUUAUCACUGCUAAACUGUUUAUGGGUGCCUUUAGCUCUUCAGAUAUGGAUGUCGACAAGUUUUUCCUAUUUCUUUGUUGUGUGCUGUUGACUGUAGGACUGACAGAAGGCAGGCUCCGGCGCACGAGACGCAGCGCCUGUGAGUUUGGGACUUACCAGCAUGAGGGGAAAACUUGCUGCCUUUGUAUGAAAGGUUACCGGGUCUUAAGUGACUGCACAGACAAAAAUGAAACGUAUUGUGAGAGGUGUGAAGAUAGAACCUAUAUGGAUCACCCAAACAGUGAUCACAAAUGCCAGCCUUGUAAAAUCUGUGAACCCAAUGCUAACAUGGAGAUAAAGGACAGAUGUUCGCUGUAUUCCAACACUGUCUGCAGGUGCAAGGAGAAUUUUUAUUGUGACCGUAGUGCCGGGUGCAAGGUCUGUCACCCCUGUGACACGUGUGAAGAACAUGGACUGAAACAACCAUGUACAGAAUUCAACAACACUGUGUGCCACGAUGCCACAGGGCCUGCUGGGACCAUUGUAGCUGUUUUGGUGACGCUCAUACUCGUGGCUAUUGUGGUGGUCUUUCUUCUAUGGAAAAAACGAAAGUUGUGUUUUAAGGACAAACAGAAACAAGAUCCAUCCAGACCUGAGGAAGACCUUCCCCUGAAAGAUGUAGACCUGAACCCUCACUUGUCAGAAAUUUCUGAUGUUCUGAGUUGGAGAACGAUGAAGCGUAUUGCCCAUCGCAGUGGCAUGCGUGAAACUGACAUUGAGGCACAUGAGCUUAACCACAGUAAUGACGCAAAAGAACGGACUUUCACACUUCUGCAAGCAUGGUCCCAGAGUCAAGGUUUACAUGGAGCCUACCCACAGCUCAUCAAAACUCUUCGUCAAAUGAAUGAAAGAAGAGCCGCAGAUAAUAUCCGGAAAAUUGUUGAGAAAGAAGCUCAGCCACAUACUGAAUGAGACGUGUGAACUUGGGGUGUGUGAUGCCUACGAUAAUCAUAAUUGUUGUUUAAAUAUGUGAUUUGACAUUAUAGAGUAUGUAACGGCUUUGCAUUAAGCCGCCGCCGUUGAUAAUAAGAGCGAGCAAGUUUUCGAACGUGUACAACGGAGUCCGUGCAAGCGGAAAUAGAUGCAAACAAAUGUCUUUUUUUAUUUGUGCUCCAGUAGCAAAAUAUCUCAAAACAACUUGCUGUGAGGGUUCCUUGUUCACUAAACUUUACAAUUAAAGUCCAGACCUUGCAAACACAGCAUACAAACACAGUCCAUCUUACACGCUAUCCUGCUGUGCGGUCAAAAACGGUGUGCUGUCUAAUUAGCAACGUGUACACACCUGACUCAUACACCAAUGCUGCAAUUAUACUGUGUCACACUGCUAACCAGUGCCAAAGUAUAUAAUUGUAUGAAAUCGGCUCCUACAAAGUAGAAAAAACAAAACAAAAACACACUUAGAGAGUGCAUACACUAUGAGAUGUAGGUUAGACCACUGCGCAAACAUUUGGAAUUCCCACAAGAUAAGGAAACAAAUAUGGACCUGUAUGAUUUUGUAUGUCUUUUAUAUUUAUAUAAUGUGAUAUAGUUAAUAUCACACGGAGGGGGACGUUUUUCUUUAAAUAUCAGCACAAUUGGUUUGAUGAACAGCAAUAACCGUAAGUUAAUGUGACUUACAUUUUAGACACAACAGUUCUUGUUUUUGCUGUAAUUCAACAAUGAAAAUAAUUUUAAACAAAGCCACAGCAGAGCUGUUUAGCUACAGUGUUUCGUUACUGAAUCAAUCAGGCAUUUGAAUGAAUCAGUUGAGUGAAUGACUCACUCAUGCAGUAUAUUUAAAGUAUAUUUUCCCUUUUUCCCCCCAAAUCAUUUUAAACAUCACUAAUGAACGUUUUGUAAAAAAAAAAAAAAAAAAAAAAAAAAAUUAAAA
Molecule: messenger RNA, 2113 nt
Organism: Labeo rohita (rohu)
Lineage: Eukaryota; Metazoa; Chordata; Actinopteri; Cypriniformes; Cyprinidae
Product: tumor necrosis factor receptor superfamily member 6
Exons: 8
Coding region: 226-1155 (309 amino acids)
Biological process (GO): negative regulation of apoptotic process; necroptotic signaling pathway; extrinsic apoptotic signaling pathway in absence of ligand
Cellular component (GO): membrane raft; CD95 death-inducing signaling complex; external side of plasma membrane
Molecular function (GO): protein binding; tumor necrosis factor receptor activity
Source: RefSeq, a predicted model, not a curated record